UUGAAUUAAUGGGUGGAGCAUUAUCAAGAACAGGUUUCUCCAGUGGCAAGUCAAAAUAUCACAGCAGUAAAUCUCUUACUGGUAAAACAAUCAUCAUAACCGGAGCAAAUACAGGAAUAGGGUUUCAGACAGCAUUAGACUUGGCCAGGAGGAAUGGGAGGAUAAUCCUCGCUUGUCGAAAUAAGGAAAAGGGAGAGGCUGCCAAAAGCAGAAUUAUCCAACUGACGGGAAAUAAGAGUGUUGUGUUUCGACAUCUUGAUGUGAGUUUGAUGUCAUCUGUCAGGACAUUUGUGGACGUCAUUAGAAGGGAAGAGAAAGGAGUGGACAUUCUCAUUAACAAUGCUGGUGUAGUAAAUUGGAAUGAAGUUUUUACAGCAGAGGGUCUGGAAGAAACAUUUGCAACAAAUUACUAUGGACCAUUUCUUUUAACAAAACUUCUUAUUGACAUACUGGAGAAAUCAUCAGAAGGACGAAUAGUGAAUGUGGGCUCCAUUGCCAGUUUGGGGGGAUCAGUAGAUGGGGACACAGUGUGGGUCCAUAGAGGGUUCACUAAGGAAGAGUACAAUAAUUCUAAACUUGCCCUGCUGUUGUUUACAAAGGAACUUGCCAGAAGAACAGCACAUAAAGAUAUACUAGUAAGCUAUGUUCACCCUGGUACAGUCACAAGUGAAUUGUUCAGAAAUUUACCCUGGAUUAUACAGUUCAUCAUAACAUUUGUAAUGAGACCAUUCUUAAAGACUCCCUUGGAGGGUGCCCAGUCCGUCCUGUUUUGUGCGCUGGAUGAUUCUGUACAAACUGGGGGUUACUACAUGGACUGUAGUUUGUAUGACCACUCGAUGUGGGUCCCGAAUUCUGCUUAUGAUAAAAAACUUAGCAAGAAACUCUGGGAGACCACAGAAAGAAUUAUUGCAGAAAUUGAUUCUGGAUAGAAUUCAAAUUAUUAUUGAUUAAAUCAUUUGUGACAAAAAGAUUACUAGUUACAUCAGGGCUAGAAAUAAUUAUUUUUGUUUACUGGUCACUAAAUUGGGCUAUCGCCUUAAAUUUUUACUGGUCAGCUUAGUACUUUCACUGUCCCACUGGGCCAGUAGAUUUUAAAGAGACUGGCCCAAAACCGUAAUAAUAAUAGUAAUAUUUUUUAUAUUGUGAUACUUAGAAGUACAAUUUAACAAAAUAAGAAACAGUAGAAGUUGGGACACACAACUCUGUGAAGUUAACUAGCCCUACUGUGAAUGUAUUUUAUUAUGUAUAAAAAAAUGCUGACCCAAAGGACAAAUGCCCUCUGCAAUGUACUAGCCCAGAUUGAAAAUUCACUGGCCCAAGACCAGCGGGCCAUCAAUUAUUUCAAGCCCUGUACAUGUAAUUUCUGUAUAUAUGGAAAAUUUUGCGCCCGUUUUAUUUUCACCCUUUUCGCCCUACUCAUAGGUGGGUGAAUUGGGCCAAGUUGUUUGCACAUGUGAAAGGGCGAAAAUAACAGGGGGUGAAAAUAACCCUGUAUACAGUAUACAAUACAGACUGUGACAUAUAAUGUACAUGUGUUGAGCAAUAGCAGCAGACAUUCUGCACUUAUUUUGAAAUAAUAAAACCUGACACCAGAUAGAAGAAAACUAAGCUAAAACGGAUUCAGAUGGACACUAAAUACAAUCUACAACAAUAUAAAAUACUUGAAUUCAUAGUGAGUGUCACAAAGAUAACACAUGCAAUAACCACAUAGAGUUGAAUUUUGAAUGUCAAACAUUGAUAUCUUGAACACUGAGGAUAUCAUGAAGUAAAUUUAAAGCAGCAAUCACUUUUUCUUUAUGUAUUUUAACCUCAAUAUCUCAAACCCAUGGAUAUCUCAAAGUUUUUUUUUUGGUUCCAUUAAGCAUCUAAUAUAUGUAAUGAGGUUUCACUGUUUGACUGUAUUGGAUUUUAUCAAGGUUUUGACAUGCAAUGUAUUUCUAUUUAUGUCACUGGUUGUACACUUUCAUAGAAAUA
Messenger RNA from Saccostrea echinata, 1974 nucleotides. RefSeq names its product retinol dehydrogenase 12-like. NCBI's taxonomy places the organism in Eukaryota, Metazoa, Mollusca, Bivalvia, Ostreida, Ostreidae. Bases 9 to 929 code for a protein of 306 amino acids. The record is from RefSeq and is a predicted model, not a curated record. Gene Ontology annotation, molecular function: oxidoreductase activity. The transcript is spliced from 5 exons.